Messenger RNA from Strongyloides ratti, 1308 nucleotides. Its product is annotated as Delta(24)-sterol reductase. Gene Ontology annotation, biological process: steroid metabolic process. Gene Ontology annotation, cellular component: cytoplasm; membrane. The transcript has 2 exons. NCBI's taxonomy places the organism in Eukaryota, Metazoa, Nematoda, Chromadorea, Rhabditida, Strongyloididae. The record is from RefSeq and is a predicted model, not a curated record. Bases 1 to 1308 code for a protein of 435 amino acids. Gene Ontology annotation, molecular function: Delta24(24-1) sterol reductase activity; FAD binding.
AUGUUUUUUUUAACACCAUUUUUUUGGAUUAUUGAUAAAGUUAUCAAAAAUAUAGAAAUUGGAAAAGGAAAAUUUUUAUUAAAAAUUAAUUAUCCAAAAAAAUAUCAUGAACAGAAGGUAAAUAAAUUACGUGAAGAGUUUAAAAAAAAUUUAAAUAAUGAUAAGUUACCUGAUAUGUCUAUAAGAAAUCAAAUGAAUGGUAUUCUAGAAGUUAAUCUAUUAGAAAAAUUUAUAGUUGUUGAACCUUUUGUUACAAUUAAUCAAGUAAUUGAAAUUUUAUCAGAAACAAAUUUAAUUCUUCCAUGUAUGUCUAGUGAUACUAGUAUGACUAUUAAUGAAAUGAUAGAGAAUGGUUGUGUUGGAUCAGAUUCCAAAAAAUAUGGUCUUUUUCAUCAUACAUGUUUUGAAUUUGAAAUUUUAACAGCUAAAGGUGAUGUUGUUAUGGCAAAAAAAAAUGGUGGAAUUGGAAGUGGAAAUAAUAAUGCCUUAUUUUAUGGAAUACCUUUAUCAGGAAAUUCUAUUGGUAUAUUGUUAUCUGCAAAAAUUAAAUUAGUUGAUAAAGAAAGUAUUGUUAAAUUUUCAUAUAAACCUGUAAAUAUAUCAGAAUUAGGAUAUGAAAUAAAAUUAUGUGGAGAAAAAAAUAAGGAGGCAGACUUUAUGGAUAUAAUAAAUAUUGAUAAUACAAAUUUUAUUAUAGCUAUUGGAGAUAUGAUAAAAUAUAAAGAAGGUUUAAAAUUAUCUAACAAUUGGAAAAAUAAUUAUAAUUAUUGUUUAAAGGAGAGAAAAGAAAUUAUAUGCUAUAUGAAAUUAGAUUGUUAUUUACGUAGAGAAGAAAGUAGUAUUCAUGAUAGAAGUAAACUAAGAAAAAUUUUAAGUAAAAGAUUAUGGAAAUAUAAUGAAAUUCAUAAUGAUUAUUUGGUACCAUUAAAUAAUGUUGAAUAUAUUUUAUCUAAGUUAAAUGAAUUAAAUUUAUCUUCAAAAUGGAUGACAUUAGUAAAUGUUCCAUCAAUACCUGGUCUUAUUCGUCAACGUUGUGGAAGAAAUAUAUAUUAUCUUAACAUUCGUAUAAAAAAUGAAGUUCAUUUUUCAAAAAGUUUAAAGCUAAAAGAUUUAUUAAUUAAAUUUGAGGAAGAAAUUUUUAACAAGAAUGGUUUUGAAUUAAUGAGUAAUUCAAUGUCAUUGUCGCAGAAAAAUUUCUGGUUGAUGUUUGACUCUUCUCUUUAUCAAUGGUUACGUGCUAAAUAUGGAAGUAAGGCAUUGUUUAUAGAUAUUUUUCAAAAGAAAAAUGAAAGAAAUAUUGUUAAUUAG